CCGUGAAAGAUUUCAAACUUUAAAUGAACGCGCGUCGGUGAACAAAAGAGAGCGCGACGCGCUGGCGAACGGGGGAAGGGCAAGCAACUGACUAAACAUUAUGGCGCAAGCCGGUCAGUCAAUCGUUCGUUUUCUUUUGUUUUGCUCAGCAGUGUUGUGUUAGUGAUUCUGUUUAGCGGGUCAACAUCUGUAACUCCUCGAUAUUCUUAUGGAUAUUUUGAUAAAAUAUGAACAGGGUAUGUAGGCUACGCAUUUUUCUCUGUUAAACUUUUUUAAUAAAAAGAUGCUAUUACAAAACAGAAUGUGGACGUUAGUUUACGUAUGAUUCUUGUGUUUGUGUAUUACAAAUGUUCACAACAGUUAGGUACAAUUAGUUGAAAACCUAAUUACCUAUAAAUAAAAUAAAGCGAUAUGAAAUUAAAAAUUAAGAUAGUAAAACAACACAGGCCUCCCAAAUUAAAAAGUGGAGCCAGCCAUAACAAUUCUUAUAAAUAUGCUAUCAUAAAAUUGUUGAAUUGUUAUUAUGCCGUUUUAGGUUUUUCAUAACGAAAUAAAAACACUGUUAACUCUUUUAAUGCCAAAGUAGGAUAAAUCGCCUUUUCUCUGUCGUACGAAUAUUUCUUUCUUUCAAAGACGCAUUUACGACACUUGCAGCGCACUCUACCGUUGUCGGUUUGACUGGCCCUACUAUUGAAUUGCUUUUUCUCAAAAUAGAGAGCAGAGCUGUCACGCUUCUGUCUUCCUUCCCUGAUAGAAAGCAGGGUUCUCAUGCUGUUUUCGAACAGCAUGUGAAACAGAUUGCUACUGCGUUUGUGCGCAUUUCUUCGUUUUGAAUUUAACUUUCCGUUGUGAGAAAUUCAACUUCUAUUUUUAAAAAAAUUAUCUUUUGAUUCUUUUGUAAAUUGUAAGUGUUAAUUAUUUUCUGCAUAAGAAUGUGUGUUCCUGCUUAUAAAAAUUUAUUUUGCAAAUAUUUACAAAAAUUAUAUAUUUCUGGCAAAACAAUUAUUAAGUUGCUUUAUCAAAAAAUAAUAAGCAGUUUCGUGGAUAUUAUAAAUUGCCAGUUAUUCUUUAUUUUUGUUUAUUGUGCGUUGAAAAUCAUUUUUGUUAUAGUUGAAGUGAUUAUAUUUUCCCACGAAAUUCUUAGUGCCAAGAAUAUUACUUUGAUAACCAUGCCCUAUUCGCACGCCAAUCCAUUAAAAAUAAUAUAACUUUUUCAUGAGAACUUUAAAAUAAAAUAAAUAAAUAAUGCAUUAUAUGUUUUAUUUAAUCUUAAAAAAUGACAAAGAAUAAUGUAUUUAUAAGAUGUAAAAAUUUAUACUUCCAUACUUAAAGGUAAAAAAGUUAUUAAAGGUAAAAAAGUAACUAAAGGUAAAAAGUUAUUAAAGGUAAAAAGUUAUUAAUAUUUAACUUCAGAUAUGUAAUUCAUUUAAAAAUGACUUGGCACUUUUAGUAUAGAAUUAGACAAUUUGAGGCUGGCACCAAGAGGUCAAGGGAAAUAAGGUACCGUACCUACCAAGACCCUUGUUUUUAACGAUUAGACAACAUUAUUUUUUAAAUUGUGUAGUAAAGAUUUAAGUUUGUAAAAAAACGAUAGCGAGGUUAGAAUUUUUUGGAAGGCAGUUUAUAUUUAUUUAUUUAAUGAUUUAUUUUAUGAAACAAUUUAGCUAUAUUAUUUUUUAUUCUUUUACUUAGCAUAAAACAUAAUAUAAGCAUAACAGUGUAGGUACAUUCUAUUGCAUUUUGGUUUUGUUUUCAGAAAAUGCCGCCUAAGAGAAAAUAUGAUAAUAGUUACAUUAAAUUUGGAUUUACUUCGAUAGAAAGUAAUGGAGAAAUAAAACCACAAUGUGUUUUAUGCACAACUGUUCUCGCGAACGAAGCCUUGAUCCAGCGAAAUUAAAACUUCACCUAGAAACGAUUCAUCCAAAUUUUUCUGACCGACCACCAGAGUUCUUUCAGGAAAAUUGGAGAAUUAAAAAAAAUGAAACUCGGGCCUAGUGGUACAAGAUAUGCAUCAUCUGAAAAAACAUUAGUAGCAUCGUUUGAGAUAUCGAAAUUAAUAGCUCAAUCAACAAAGCCUCACACAAUAGGAGAAACUCUUGUGAAACCUUGUUUGAUCAAAGCCGUCGAAGAAGUUUUAGGGUUAGAAGCAAAAAAAAUUUACAAGAUAUAAGUACCUUUGUCGAACAACAUGGUGAAAGCUAGAAUUGAACUCAUGUAAAAUUAUAUCGAGGAGCAACUUGUUUCAAGAAUUAAAAUGUCGCCAUUCUUCGCUUUGCAGUGCGAUGAAUCCACUGACAUUUCUAAUUGUGCUCAGUUACUCGUUAUUGUCCGCUUUUUAGACGACGACAACAUAAUCAAAGAAGAACUGUUGUUUUCUCAGGAACUGGAAAUGACAUCAAGAGGUAUCAACGUCAUGAAUAUAAUAACUGGAUAUUACCAGAAAUAUGUUAUUAUGUGGGAAAAGCUAGCCGGCUUCAGUACGGAUGGUGCUCCUGCGAUGUUAGGAUCACAUUCCGGUCUAGCAACGUUAAUCAAACAGAGUAGUAAUCCGUCCAAAUUAACAUCACAUUGUAUCCUUCAUCGCCAGGCGUUAGAUUCCAAGACUCUUCCUAAAUGCCUUAAUGACACAAUGAAAUUGGCCAUAAAAGUAGUAAAUGUCAUUAAAAGCAGUGCCUUAAAUUCACGCCUUUUUAAAAAACUAUGCACUGAAAUGGACUCCAACCAUGAGAACCUCCUCUUUCACACAGAGGUUUGUUGGUUGUCGAAAGGCAAUAUGCUGGAAAGAUUAUACGAGCUGAGAGGAGAGAUUGACUUGUUUCUAGGUGAGAAAAAAAUGGAAGCCUUACUAGUACAGUUUUCUGAUUUGACAUCCCAGAUUCAUUUGGCGUAUCUUGUAGAUAUUUUUACAAACUUAAACAAGUUGAACUUGCAAAUGCAAGGUUCAGGAAACAGACAAUUAGAAGGUGUUGCAAAUAUUUUUAAUUUUCAAGAUAAACUUCGUGCUUUUAUUUGCAAACUUAAUUUAUGGAUUAGUCAAGUUGGCGAGGGCAAGUAUAGUGCGUUUGCAACAUUAAAGGCACUCCUUGACGACAUAAAGUAUGUCAUGUUUAGGGAAAGCAUACAAAAAAAAACAGCAAAUGUAAUUUUCAAAUGUUGGUUAAUGAAUUCAACCGUUACUUCCCAGAAUAUAACAAUACAGAAGCUAAUAUGGACCAAAAACUGAUACCCAACCCUUUUGGCACUAACGCUAGAGAAGUUGCAGAAGAAAUCCAAGAAGAACUUAUUGAAUUACAAAAUGACAGGAACUGUAAGGACGCUUUUGAAUCUGAUUCUUUGGAGACGUUUUGGUGUAAGAAGGCAAUUUCAUAUACUAAAAUUCGAGAACUCGCUUUGCGCUAUCUUAUGGUUUUCUCAACAAGUUAUUUAUGCGAACAAGGAUUUUCUUUAUUACUGAUCAUUAAAAACAAAUCCAGGAAUCGACUGAAAGUAAAUGAUGAUAUGCGUGUAGCUUUUAGCAAAACUAUUACCCCUAAGAAUUCAAGAUCUUGUACAGAAGAUGCAAGCUCAAAAAUCUCAUUGAUGCAAACUGAAUUGUGUACUAAAAAUAUGUUUUAAAUCAUAACACUGUUAAUUAGUGUUUAUUUUGGUUUUAAAAUUGCUUAUGUUAAACGUUUCGAUUAACAUUGAACGGUUAGUCUUAAAGUUUAUUUUUAGAUUGAUACAAAUGUUUUUUUAACCUUGUGGUCCCUGCUAAUAAUAAUAAAAUUAAAGUGGUCCCUGAUCAAAAAAAGGUUGGGAACCACUGCUCUAGAGAGUGCACUGUUCAUUCAGGAACACGUUCCUAAACUCCUUUCACCCAGAUUAUAACGAUGAAAAAAGUAUUGACGCGUAAACGUCUAUUCUCUCAUUACGUUGAUAGUAAAACUUUCUUGUGUGACAAGAUACAUUCAGUUUUGAUUCGCCAAUACCUAAGAAUCUAAUAAUGCGUCAGUGAUGGUUAGCCCACAACGGAUAGAUCAUAUCUGUACGUGUUUGUCGGGUAGUAUUUGUUUUGCCUGUGACGUCAUUGUAUGCGCUUGUGUGGUAAGAUUGAUAAUUAAAUUAAAUAUUAAUACGAAACACUUAUCAUUUUAUCCCGACGUUUUCACGUAAGAUCUACGGCGCGGACCCGAACUGGGCCUUUCUUAAUUUUGUCUGUCCGACCAGAAUGCUCAUAUUGCACACAGCGGCUGUGCGGCCGGGCGGCGGGGGUGUCGCGGGUUUCCCCGGCGCCGGUGAAAGUGAACGUUUUCUCCGGUGCGCCUCGCGCCGCCGUAAUGAGUCGGCCCUCGCCCCGGGGAGAGAAGGCCUGCGCCCGUCUGGCCCGCGUUUCGGCGUUGCCAGAUCUCUCGACUCGUCCCUGCUAAAUGUGCAAGCCGAGCCCAACUCAUUCCUGGCCCAUCUGUUCUGUCCUGUGCUUAAUGCAUGCCUGUACUGCACCACGCAUGACUCGAGCCCUGGGUUUUCCUUGUGCCCAACUUAAAUAUUUAUAUUCCAGUGUUCAGAUAGGAGAGUCAAGACAUCAGUCGCCGCCAUUGCUGGCCAAUUUCCAGUUGGAGCACACGAUGCAUGAUGAGGCCGUAUAGGUAUAGGACUGAGACGUACCUACAUGGUCUUCCAUAACCCAGAUCUGUUCCAACCAAUACACUUAGUUAUGUUGGGGAAGAAAAAUCAACGGAUGCUACAUUAUACAAGAUUAGUGCAGUGGAAUAAACGGAGAUAGACUGAAGUUAUUUGGAAUAAAAAGUGGUAAUGUCGAAAGAGGGUGUAAUCGCAACACACAUGGAGUAAUGAAGAUGUGCGAAACCCACCAAUGCGAAGCACGCUCUCGCAGUAUUGACCGUAGUUCGUCACCGCAGCGCAACGAACACAGUUCAUAUUAAUGCGGCGGAACCACAGAAGGUGAUGUGUUUGGACAGCUGCUGUAAAGGCUGGCGACCAUUAAAUCAGUGUUUCCAUUUUUUCCACUUAGUUACAAAUCAUCGUGUGUUCUGUAGCAAAUUCUGUCACCAGAUGUAUGCUAUGUAUUAUCAGCUAUUCGUAGAAGGCGAGUAAAUAACAAAAUGGAUGAAGACACGUUAAAGUAGCGAAACUCCCAUGCCGCGAGCCGGCGCUGUUUAGUCAGUUUAAUGUAACCUAUCUCACAUUUUACAAUUGUAAAAUGUUCUAGCAGUGGUGUGCGUAUUACUCUGCUACUGUUAGCUACAGUGUUGGCAAACAAAUUCAUGUAGUCGGUGUUCAUAAACAGUCACCUCGUCGGAGCUCUCGUAGUUUCCGCCGAGUCGUGGGGAGUCCGCACCGGGGCUUUACGUAGACUUGAGUUGCCAGGCGUCACGCAGCCACACGCCCCGGGCUUCGCGGCGCGCUGCUCAGCUGUUUCCAGUCCCCCCCCCCCCCCUCGUGCAGCGCUCGGCACCGCUCGUGGGCGUGCAGCGGAAAUCCACACAGUUCACAAAUGAAAAACAAAAUUUAGUUUUAAGGCAAAAUGAUAAUUAAAAAUACUGAACAAAUUAAAAUCUGACAAAUUAAAUUUUAAAAUUAUAAAACCUUAUUUAUAACCGGCUUAAAAUUACUAAGCAAACUUAAUUUUACCAACCUAGGGAUAGUAAAAUCUCUCUUUAAAAGGUUACCAUGUACACUGGUAACAAAAUGUUAUUGUAUGCUUUGCAAGGGACAUUCUGAAAAUGGGUGUCACUGGCCUGAACUGGACUAGCGAGUGGGUGCUCUUUCCCUGUCUGCCUAGCAAAAGCAGUUUCAAUGGUAUAUUAUAACGUUUAAUUUAGACUAUUUACAACAAAUCAUGCAUCAAAUUUAAGGAAAACUAACAUAGGUUUUUUUUAAAUGUUCAAUAUGUGCACCCUUAGUUAUACAACAACAACACACAUUCAACCUAGUCCAAUUCUUCCCACAUUUUGGUUACCUAACAAUUCUGUUGUAAUGGAAGCAGUAGCCUCUUCAAUUCUGUGUGUCAACUCUGACAAAUCAUUAGGUAACGGCGGAACUAGAAAUUAUAUUUUAUAAAGCCACAAAGGAAGAAAUGGUGAUAUGUCAGAUGAACGUGGACCGAUAAAGAGCUCUGUCGUCUCAACCAUUACGACCAAUCCAAGGUAAGGGACUUGGACUUUCAACCACUCUCGUACAAAGAGAUUCCAGUGGGGAAGCCUGAAAUUACAGAUUCAGUCUUAUCAAAUUGCAGAACACAAAACGACUUACGCUCAGGAGUCGCCAUUUUGCGUAGGUGGCACUGCAAGCGAGAAAACAACAAAGUAGUACUCGCCUAUGCUCAGUUACAAUACGCAAUAGUAACUACUUGCCGUUGAGACAAGUCGUGGGGCUUGUAAUCCAGCGAGUCUAUUAAACAGGACUACUAAAACUAUCCUGCUGGCUUUGUACAUGAUUUUAUUUCUUCCAGGGUGUACAGCGUGAGGUAAAGCUUGGCAUUGUCAGGAAAUUUUAUAAUUUCGGGAAAAAACCGGGCCUUACAUAAUCAUUUAGAAUAUGUGUCAGAUCUGAAAUGGACUUGUCAGAGGGUCAGUAUAUACCACUAACCCUUGUAACUGUCAAUAAUAUGGUUUUUGAAUUAUAAUAAUUAUUUUUUGUUGCAAUGCUGGCGUGUAACGCAUUUUUAGUAGUUAUAGUUUGUGGUAGCGAGGCUGGAUUUAAUUUUGUUGAUGUUGAGUACGAUGUAAAAAAACAUCACUCUCUGCAUAUUUACAUGAUUUUUCUUAUGUUCCUUGAAUUUGAAAGAUUGGGUAUGUCAGAAAAGUCAGGGAAUCCUGUUUGUGGGUUUUGCUGGACACCUUGUUUAAUCACUUUUUUUAAAUAGUUAUUUUUCUAAUGUAUUUGCAUUUUUAAAUUAUGUAGGGCAGUAUCUGAAGUGUGUGUUUUUAAACAAACUCAUCCUUACUGUUCUUUUAUCUGUUUUGUGGAAUUCAGGUAUUUUGCAGACCCAUUCAUUAUAUUUUCGCAAACUAUGGCUUAGUUUGGAAAAUUUUAUGAUGUAUAAUAAUCCUCUUGAUGGCGAUUUUCAGUUAAUCACAGUAAUGACAACAUUAUAGUGUUAGGCAGAGUUUUCUUUGUUUUAACUGUCCAAAAUUGUAUUUACAUUGCCCAAAAAUGGAAAUGGAUUUUGUGGAAAAGAGCCGAGUUCUACAGAUUUUUUUAUUCGACGGUGCUAAGUACGGAAUUUAAGUAUAAAUUGUUCACUUUGUUUAUUAAAAUUUUGAAAACAUCCAUGAUUUUAAAAACACAUAUAUUAAUAACAAGCAGAGAAUUUUAAUUUACAUGAUGGUCUUAACUCACAUUUUGUGAACUUUGUAAUGUAAUGUAGUACGUGUAUAAAAAUUCACGAAUGAUAACGAAAACUGAAAUUUCACGAUCCGAAUAAUAGGAAGUUUGAUGUAGCUAAUGACAUAAAUAUUUGAGAAAUACUUUUUUUUUUCCUGCUGUAAAUAUCUAAAUUAAGGCCAAGGAUUUUUUUUUUUUUAAAUUGUGCCAUCUUGUCAUGGUUUUCAAUAUGAAUUUCUUCGCACAUUAGAAUUAAUGCGGCAGUAGUACAAUUAUAACGAUGUAAAUUGAUCUUUAUAAAAGUUGACAUGCCGACAACAUUUACCCUUCACUUGUCCUAUCAAAUUUCAAAAUAUCGAUCCAUCGACGUACAUGACAUGUCGAUAGCUGUAGGCGUGCGGAAAUGUUAUAUUCUGGUGUAGUAACCAGCAUGCUGUCAAGAAAUUCGGGAGUGAUGUGUGCAAGCUUUAUCAUGUUAACAACUGAAGUGAAAAUGAGGACUAUCCUCUUCCCCAUCUUAUUGCAAAACAUUUUUCGGUUGUAAUGAAGUUUAACGCCAAUUUUUUGGUGAUAUGUUAAUAUUUUCGUUUAUUAACACUCAAUGUUUUGAUUCUUCUUUAGGGGAUUAAAUUUUUACCAUUGGACUUUAUGCAGCUACGAUUUGGUUUGCUAAGAAAUUACUAACUAGUAACUUCAUCUUUAGAACACACCCACUUCAUAGUAAUGCAUUGGCAUGGUUUGUUGUAUAUUAUUAUUAUUGGUCUCGCCGCCUAUGAAAUCAAUUUUUUUUUUAUUGAAUAAAAGCAUUUAUGAAAACCAAACCAAAAAACCACCAUGAUGCUAAUGGUGCGAGUUUAUACCAACCUUAAAGAACAAAGUAGAGGUAUAGUGGCAGAAAUUAUGGUGCACUUGUGACAAAGCUCGAUAAGUCCGUUAAAUAAUGUCUAGUAUCAAAACAAAUAAAACAAAUUGUUGAUUAAGCAUAAACUGAACGAAGUUAGUAUGUUUUAAUUAUUAUUUUGGAUUCUAUUUAACAAAUACAUUUAAAUUUAUAGUAUAUUCCAUGAACCGUGUGCACUUCUUAACUUGAUAGUUAGCUGGUCUCGUUAUUUGGCAAACAAAGUGCAAUGAUUUUGAUAUGUGUGGUUUGCCAGCUUAUUGCCUUUCGUGAAUAUUUUAACAAGGUGCAUACAUUUUUAACGUUAUACAUGUUUCACUGUUUUAUUACGUCACAGACAAAAUGAUGGCACCAGAGUGGCCAUGUAUAGUACUAGUCCCAUAACAGUGGGUUACUUGCACUAGCACCAUAGUUUCGGUACGUUUAACAAACCUCUGUGGAACACUGGUUCCGGCGGAGCCCCGUCCCGUCAGCUGGACCGCGGCGAGGCGCUGCGUUGCCAAGUCUCCGCCACUUCCCCCCCUCCUUUCUCCCAGUUUGUUUAAAGUCCACUCUCCGGAACACGCGUAUCUUCGGCGCGGAGCACGCGUGACUAGGGGCUCGAUUCUGAAAUGCAUUAGCUUCGUUUUGUGACUCUCGCUCAAGUAAACUCAUCUUCCGACAAUAACCUUAUGCUCAAAUUCAAAAACACGAUUAGGCGACAUUAAAACUCUGGCUUGCUUGUCGUAACCUCAGAGCUGAAGUGAUGUUGCAGGAAUAUAUUUUUAAAAUUUUGUAAUGCCAGGAGCGUUGCCCAUUGGAAAAGCGCGUGGCAUGGCAAUUUUCCGGUUCGGGUUCGAUACCCACUGUUAAGACUUUUUUUACAUUUUCGUUUUUCUCACAAUAUUAAACUAUUAAUCACAGAAUUUAAAUGUGUUUAAAAAGUUAAAUUACAUAAUUGUGUGAGGUUUUGAAUAAAAUCACAAACUACGCUCUACUUUUAAAACAAUUCGUGUUUAUAAUAAAUUAAUGAAAUUAUAGUCAAUUUAUUGAAUACUAAAUUUAAAUAUACACAUUUAACUGUUUGAAUUUCUGCAAUUAUUGGUUUUAAUGCAGUGUGAAAAUAAAGUAAAAAAAAUGGUAUCGGUGGAUAUAUCGAACCCGAGGCGGAAGAUUGUCCCGGACUUGACAAUGUUAAAACAUAUUCCUGAAUAAUUUCAACUUGACUAACAAAUUAGGAAACAAUUUAAGGCAUUGGUACAGAUUAGGCAUUUACCAAGCACCCAAACGAAUGAAAAUGUAGUAAUCUGGGAAAAAAUAUCGAAAAUUGAAAUGGAAUUAGGACUAAUGUCAUAUUUUAUACGACGAAGCUCCCAUUUAAAACAAUGUAAAUAAUGUGUUCAACUACUAGCGCCGUUAGUUCGCGGGCCGCGGCUAGCUUCACUAAGCCGAGACAUGCCAAGGCAAAGGAUAGGAAGUUGCCAGACAUAUCUGGGAAGCCUUCAUUUCACAGACGAGAGAGUCACACCCGAAGUUCACCGAAGUUAAUGCUCGCUUUUUUUUCCCCGUACCACUACAGGUGUAUUUAUUUGGGAUGUAGCUUACUCAUACGUCAUACGCCGUUCUAUCUCUUUGUAUAAACCGGUGUGGCAUUAAAUUUUGCGGUCGAUUAGGAUAGGUUACCUACAUUAUAAAUACUUUAAAACAUUGUGGAUGGUUGGUUAUAUUAGGUAAGUAUAGCUACAUUAAAAAUACUGUAAAAUCAUUUUAUGGUUGCUUAGCAAAUAAGUUUUUAAUAUGUAGCUAUCCAGCGCUAGGAAACCGUUUACAUGAUUUCACAGUAUCUUUAAUGUAGCUAUCCUAACCAAAUCAACCGACCACAAUGUUUUGUCUGUCCUUUUAUCAACACCGCCAUAUUUAUUUACAAUGAACAAAAAAAAAAAAACCGAAGAUGCACGAUCGGCCGUUUGGCUCUCGUCUGUGAAAAGAAAGCUUCCCGACCUAUCUUUAUGACCGUGCCCACGAGUCGAAGAUGUCAAGAUGGUGGUCUCGCGUGUGUGACGGCAUGCAUCCGUAUAUGUUAGCGUUUGUAGACAUCGAGAUAGUAAAUACCAAACAUAUUGAUGUGUCAAAUGACAGUCAUAGUUAAACUAUCGUAGAAUAUAUUUUGUAAACUUAAAUAAUUUAAUCAUGAAAAAAAUCACAUUUUUAAGAAUGUAUGAUGUCACAAAAAUGGUGU
Molecule: messenger RNA, 10442 nt
Organism: Bacillus rossius redtenbacheri
Lineage: Eukaryota; Metazoa; Arthropoda; Insecta; Phasmatodea; Bacillidae
Product: protein FAM200A-like
Source: RefSeq, a predicted model, not a curated record